GUAAGUAUUAGAAGAAGCAAGUUCUGUUUCUUCACUAUGACUUUUUCAUGUGAACCCAGGGAGGCUGGUUCACGUAAGACUGUGACAUGAGUCUGACACUUCAGCACAACUCCAACACCCCAGAUGGUCCAUCAGCUAGACUACUUAUCCCAACACGAUUCUUUAGCUUGCGGGUGCGAAGCAAAUCCGGACUCCGCCGAAGGCCACUUCUGAUUUGCAUCAUGGUUGACAAAGUUCAAGUUAGUUGUUUCGCAAAGAGUGCUCACUCAAAGUUCUUGAAUUUCCAGCUUCGUACUACGUGCAUCUUCCGUGGAUAGCGACAGUUGACUAUUGUUCGUAAAUUGGGCACUCCGAACGCAGUUGUUGCCAUCGAGAAUCAACAAUAGGGAUGAAUGAAUGCCAUAUCGAUAAGCUGCCAGAUGACGCGCUCCGUAUAAUUUUCGAGUUGGUCUGUGAAGACGACCAAGCCACCUUCCAUAAUUAUUCUAUUCAAAAUGAAGUGCGGGAAGGCAGGUUUUGGGACGAUUGGGACCAAAGCUACUAUUAUGAUGAUUGGCACCGUGAAAAAGAAUCCAGAGGCUCUCCACCAUCGGCACUCAUUGCAGCAAUGUGUGUGUGCAAACGUUGGCGUUGUCUCAUGUCACACACUCCAACAUUGUGGACUGUGUUACAAAUUUCCUUUGGCAAUGGUGCCGCAUCUCUUGAACGAGUGCGCACUUUCCUGAGACUCAGUGGAACACAUCCUCUCAAAAUCACUCUACUUUGGAAUGACCCUCACAACCCGUUCAAUGGAGGCCCCAGGCAAGCCUCCCCUUUGUAUGACCAUAAUCUUAUGCUCCCCGCACCGGUCGACGAAAGCGUGGCUGGCGCUUACCUCGUCUUGAUCAUCAUGGAGUUAUAUGCUCAUGUGCACCGUUGGCGCGAGUUUACGCUGAGGACGACCUCAAAAACACACAUACGACAAGCACUCCUACUCUUAUCGCGUCCUUCCGUUCAUCCAGCUCAUAUGCUAGAAAAACUGUAUCUUCAACUCGUACACAACCAAUUGAAUGUAGACCCCAACCAUCGUGAACCGUCAAUUUUUCCUGGCUCAGCAUCUCCCAUCAAUGAUCUUAUCCUUUUUGGGACCAGUUGGUCCUGGCUGUCAUCCUCCAUGUUUUCAUCACAUCUCGUCAAUUUGCGCAUACACUACUGCACAGAUGACGGUAACAUCAAUACGGCCACUACAUCAAAGGUUUUGUUGCAACUCCUUAGUGCACUGGUCAAUCUGCAGACCCUCGCACUUGAAUUGGAUAUGGAUGUGACAGACAUCCUGUCUCCCAUCGCGCUGCCUCGCUUGCACUAUCUGGCUAUGAAAUCGAAGAAGAUGGACUGUUGGAUUGAAGACUUUCUCCACUAUGUUCAUAUGCCCAAUCUCCGGAUAUUGAUCUUGGAUGGCAUUUCCUGCGAUUACACAUUGAACGAAAUUGAACUUGAAGGUAUCCUUCAAGAGUUGAUCAGGCUUACCAAGAAAAAUUCCUCUGGCUCUCUUCUAGAGCUAGACGAACUCCAUCUCGUUAAUUUCGCACAUUAUCCAGAUCCUCAGCUCCUCCAUUGCCUGUACCAACAGAUGACUAGCGUCAAGGUAUUGACACUAGGACCAGGGGCGUUCUAUGCGAAUGAUACAUUUGCACUGGGACUGCUCCCCACGCCCCAUGGACUGGGGGACGUCCCUCUACCGGGACUUCGGACCCUGAUCGUCUUUGACAUUCCAAUAAACUUCGUGCGGCGCAUCGUUCUAGGGCGACUUUCGCUCGCUGGUCCGUUGGAAGAACUUUAUUACCAAGAACCUGACAGCCGACCGGAGCCAGAGGAGGAUGAUUUGAUUGUCCCAGACGAUUGGCAACAUCAAGUUGAGAAGUACUAUCGUAUUAACAGUGUGAAAUCUGAACGUUAUUGUGAUGUAGUCGGCAGGAAGUGGUCAUACUUAGCCUAGUACCUUGGUCAAUUUCUUACCAUGUCACAUAUGUCGCUCGCAACUUGGGUCAAAAAAGAAAAAAAAGAAGUGGCUAUCCUCGGGUCUUUGGAUUCUGCCAACAAAUUUCAUUAGGCUGUAUAUCCGUUCUUAUUAAAUACUCAUUCGAUGUUAGCGAGCAGGAGAUGAUGAUCAGAAUAGGGUCCGUAGUAUCUCCUGACGUCCAUGUCCUUCAGCGGACAUGAAACUCCGAUGUGUUACUGGACUGACGUGGCUGGGUAUCUGCUCUAGCAGACGGAAGCUGG
Messenger RNA from Suillus bovinus, 2259 nucleotides. RefSeq lists its product as uncharacterized. The record is from RefSeq and is a predicted model, not a curated record. NCBI's taxonomy places the organism in Eukaryota, Fungi, Basidiomycota, Agaricomycetes, Boletales, Suillaceae. The coding region runs from base 389 to 1975 and encodes 528 amino acids. The transcript is spliced from 2 exons. Gene Ontology annotation, molecular function: protein binding.